AGGAGAUUUGGAUCAGCUGAUUGAACAGUCCGCUGCUUGUGGAGGACGAGAAGGUGAAAUAUCAUAAGAAACUGGAUAAUCUUUGGAUUUAUUCGACACUGAGGGAAACGUUCACCGACACGCCUUCCCGCAGAGGGAAAUGUCCCAGUAGGAUCUGUGUUUUUGACUGAUCACCACGAUGUCCGGGAACAACUUGGUUCUACCCAUAGUGCUGUGGGGCCGCACGGCUCCCACCCACUGCAUCAGCAGCCUGCUGGUGAUGGACGACUUCAGCACCAUCAUCACCGGCUGCCACGACGGCCAGAUCUGUCUGUGGGACAUGACGCCGGAGCUCAAGAUCUGUCCUCGGGCCAUGCUGUUCGGUCACACGGCCUCCAUCACCUGUCUGUCCAAGGCCAGCGCCAGCAGCGACAAGCAGUACAUCGUCAGCGCGUCUGAGAGCGGGGAGAUGUGUCUGUGGGACGUGAACGAUGGACGCUGCAUUGAGUUCACCAAGCUGGCCUGUGCUCACACUGGAAUCCAGUUCUACCAGUUCACCAUCGGCACUGAGAGGGAGGGGCGGCUCCUCUGCAACGGCCAUUACCCAGAAAUCCUUGUGGUGGACGCCACCAGCCUGGAGGUCCUCUACUCGCUGGUGUCCAAGAUUUCUCCCGACUGGAUCAGCUCCAUGAGCAUCAUCCGAUCUCACCGCACGCAAGAGGACACGGUGGUGGCGGUGUCGGUGACGGGCAUCCUGAAGGUCUGGAUCAUAACAGCUGAGGUCAGCAAGAUGCAGGACCUGGACCCAGUGUUCGAAGAGGAGUCCAAACCCAUCUACUGCCAGGGCUGCCAGAGCAUCUCCUUCUGCACCUUCACCCAGAGCAGCCUGCUGGUGGUCUGCUCCAAGUACUGGAGGGUGUUCGAUGCCGGGGAUUACUCCCUGCUGUGCUCGGUGCCCAGUGACAGCGAUCAGCUGUGGACUGGAGGAGAAUUCAUCGCUGCGGACAAAGUGAUCAUCUGGACUGAAGACGGCUGCAGUUUCAUCUACAAACUCCCGGCCAGCUGUCUCCCUGCGAGCGAACACUUCCGCAGCGACGUGGGCAGAACGAAGGAAGGCUCCAUCCCUCCGCUGGUCUACAGCAUCGCAGAGCGCUCAGACAAGCAGCUGCUCAUCUGUCCCCCGGUCACUCGCUUCUUCUUCGGCCGGCGGGAGCCUUUCCACAAGCUGCUGAUCCAGGGAGACUCGGCCGGCCGACUGUCCCUGUGGAGCGUCCCCGACUCCUCGCCUCCGCAGCAGCAGCCGGCCUCCACAGAGCUGCAGGUGUCGUCCACCAUCAGUCUGCAGGAGGCGUUUGAUAAGCUCACCCCCGUGUCCUCGGGCAUCAUCGACCAGCUCAGCGUCCUGCCGGGCAAAGAGCAGCCCAUUAAGGUGACGGCCAGCGUCUACAUCCCGUCCCAGGGCCGCCUGGUCUGCGGCAGAGAGGACGGCAGCAUCAUCCUGGUGCCCGCCACGCAGACCGCCAUCGUGCAGCUGCUGCAGGGCGAGCACAUGCUCCGGAGAGGCUGGCCUCCUCACCGCACCCUCCGGGGUCACCGCAACAAGGUGACCUGCGUGCUGUACCCGUACCAGGUGUCGCCGCGGUACGACCAGCGCUCGCUGGUGUCCGGGGGGGUGGACUUCUCCGUCAUCGUCUGGGACAUCUUCACCGGCGAGAUGAAGCACAUCUUCUGCGUCCACGGAGGGGAGAUCACCCAGCUGAUCGUCCCGCCGGAGAACUGCAGCACCCGGGUGCAGCACUGCGUCUGCUCGGUGGCCAGCGACCACUCCGUGGGCCUGCUCAGCCUCAGGGAGAGGAAGUGCAUCAUGCUGGCGUCGCGCCACCUCUUCCCCAUCCAGGUCAUCAAGUGGCGCCCGGCGGACGACUACCUGGUGGUGGGCUGCUCCGACGGCUCGGUCUACGUCUGGCAGAUGGACACAGGAGCCCUGGACCGGUGCGUGAUGGGCAUCACGGCCGUGGAGAUCCUCAACGCCUGCGACGAGCUGGCGCCGGCCACCGUGGACGCCCUCAGCCACUCGGCGGUCAACCUGAAGCAGGCCAUGACCCGCCGCAGCCUGGCGGCGCUCAAGAACAUGGCCCAGCACAAGCUGCAGACGCUCGCCACCAACCUGCUGGCGGCCGACAACGCCGACAAGGGAAACCUGCCCAAAUACUCCCACAACGCCCUGGUGGUGCAGGCGAUGAAGACCAACCUGACGGACCCCGACAUGCACGUGCUGUUCUUCGACGUGGAGGCGGUGAUCAUCCAGCUGCUGACGGAGGAGGCGCAGCGGCCCAACCCCAUGCUGGUGUCCCCGGAGACGCUGCAGAAGAGCCAGGCCGGCGCCGACAAGGGCGGCUCCUUCCUCGCCAACAAGAUCUUCAAACAGGUGAAGGAGACCAUGAAGGAGACCAUCAAGGAGCACCUGCUGGACGAGGACGAGGAGGAGGAGGAGGAGAUGAGGAGGCGCGAGGAGAAGUCCAAGUCCCUGAGCCUGCUGGAGUACAACCUGACCAUGGACACGGCCAAGCUCUUCAUGUCCUGCCUGCACGCCUGGGGCCUCAACCAGCAGCUGGACGCCAUCUGCCUGGAGCGGCUGGGCAUGCUGCGGCCGCACUGCCCCAUCUCCUUCGGCCUGAUCUCCCGGGGGGGGCACAUGUCCCUCAUGCUGCCCACCUUCAAGGAGUCUUUGCUGCGCCAGCUGUCGCUGCUGACGGGCCGCAAGCUGACGCUGUCGGACAUCGUGGGGAAGGGGACGUACGGCGUGUCGCGGGCCGUCACCACGCAGCACCUGCUGUCCGUCAUCUCGCUCGCCAACACGCUGAUGGGCAUGACCAACGCCACCUUCGUGGGAGAGCACAUGAAGAAGGCCCCGGCCAGGCCUCCCAGACCAGGAGGAACCCCGGAGACCCCUCGCAGGACGCCUGCCGCCCCCCCUCAGCCCUCCAACCCGGCGCUACAGGCCCAGAUCAAACAAGCUGCUGUAGCUGGCUCUGCUGCCACAGCCGGGGCCCCGGGGGCCCCUGUGGGCCCUCCUCAGGGGGCCCCCGGCUCCCCUAGCCCCGGCCCUGCAUCUCAUAGCAUCCCCUCAGUCAACGAAGGGUGGAGCCAGCUGGCGGCCAUGCACUGCGUGAUGCUCCCGGACCUCCUCGGCCUGGACAAGUUCAGACCUCCUCUGCUGGAGAUGUUGGCCCGCAGGUGGCAGGACCGCUGUCUGGAGGUCCGAGAGGCGGCCCAGGCUCUUCUGCUGGCCGAGCUGAGACGUAUCGGCCAAUCGGGACGCAAAGACACCAUCGACAUGUGGGCGCCGUACCUGCCUCAGUACGUGGACACCGUCAGCUCCCCUGGAGCCGCCGCCGAGCCCUCUCCCCCGGCCCCGCCCCCCGCCGAGCCCCAGCCAAUAGAAGCCAAGGCGCCGGAGGAGGAGAUGGACGUGACAGACGACGACAUCACGGCAGGCUGCCUGUCCAACCUGCCCCCCAACGCCAAGAAGAUCUCCAACUCGUACGAGGAGCGCCGCAAGCAGGCCACGGCCAUCGUGCUGCUGGGGGUCAUCGGGGCCGAGUUCGGGGCGGAGAUCGAGCCCCCCAAGGGGUCGGGACGGGCCCGGACCGGCGGCCAGGCCCCCGAGGGCUUCGGCCUGACCAGUGGAGGGUCGUCCAACUACUCCCUGGCCCGGCACACCUGUAAGGCGCUGACGUUCCUGCUGCUGCAGCCGCCCAGCCCCAAGCUGCCGCCGCACAGCACCAUCCGCCGCACCGCCAUCGACCUGAUCGGCCGCGGCUUCACCGUCUGGGAGCCCUACAUGGACGUGUCCGCCGUGCUCAUGGGCCUGCUGGAGCUGUGCGCCGACGCCGAGAAGCAGCUGGCCAACGUCACCAUGGGUUUGCCCCUCAACCCCCCGGCGGACUCGGCCCGCUCGGCCCGCCACGCCCUCUCGCUGAUCGCCACGGCCCGGCCGCCGGCCUUCAUCACCACCAUCGCCAGAGAGGUCCACCGGUACAACGCCGCCCAGGCCAACUCCCAGUCGCAGCAGAACGUCCACACCACCACCCUGGCCAGAGCCAAGACCGAGAUCCUGCGGGUCAUCGACAUCCUGAUCGAGAAGAUGCCCGGAGACGUGGUGGACCUGCUGGUCGAGGUGAUGGAUAUCAUCAUGUACUGUAUUGAAGGCUCUCUGGUGAAGAAGAAAGGCCUCCAGGAGUGUUUCCCUGCCAUCUGCAAGUUUUACAUGGUGGGCUACUGCGACCGGAGUCACCGGAUCGCCGUGGGAGCCCGCCAGGGCUCGGUGGCGCUCUACGACGUUCGAACCGGGAAGUGUCAGAACAUCCACGGCCAUAAGGGUCCGAUCACGGCGGUGUCCUUCGCCCCGGACGGCCGGUACCUCGCCACCUACUCCAACGCCGACAGCCACAUCUCCUUCUGGCAGAUGAACACCAGCCUGCUGGGCAGCAUCGGCAUGCUGAACUCGGCCCCCCAGCUGCGCUGCAUCAAGACCUACCAGGUCCCCCCGGUGCAGCCGGCGUCCCCGGGCUCCCAGAACCACCUCAAGCUGGCCAGGCUCAUCUGGACCUCCAACCGCAACGUCAUCCUGAUGGCGCACGACGGCAAGGAGCACCGCUUCAUGGUGUGAAGCCUGCCGCCGGCCCCCCGGCGCCCGGAGCGCCGGGUAGAGAGUCUAAACCUGAAGGCUUCCCGCCUGAAGAGUAGAAACCAGACUCAGAUUUAUAGAUUCUGUCAGAGAGAGAGAUUUGUGACCCAGUGAUCGGCUCGUUUACAUCCUGAUCUGCAUCGCCGUGUUUUUGAAUCAUUCCUAUUUAUUUGUCGUCUGAACGCUUCGGUCGUCUUGUACAUGAUUUUAUUUUGAAAGGUUUACCUCCUGCAUGGCAGAAAUGUGUGUUUCCUUCACAGGAAUGUUGAUUUGAAUGUGAAAAGUGAGCCGUUGUUUUCCUGGCUGCUGAUUGGUCGUCACUGACCCCCCCUCCCCCCCACCCCCCGAAACCGACGACCACGACAAGCUUUUCACAUUUCAGACUGUCCGUGUGUGAACCGCUGUUUGCUCUCACUUCCCUCCAUCCUGCGGAGACGUGUGUGUGUGUGUGUGUGUGUGUGUGUUUGCAACCCAGUGUGUCAGCGCUGUUAAACACACAUUCUGACUCCUCACUGCUCCCUUCACACACUUCCUGUUUCCAAAAAUCCAGACCUGGACCUGAAACGUCUCUUCUUUCUGUGUCAUCUUCAUCCUCCCGAGGCGUGACGCUGCUGUGAAGUUAAUUCCAGAUGUUUCAGCCUCUGAUGAAGAGGUGUGUGGUUGUGUGUGUGUGUGUGUGUGUGUUUGCUGAUGAUGUGACGCUGUUGGAGGAAGUCCUCCACUGUUUCAUUUCAUCUAUUCGUCCUUUCUGACUCUUUCUCUGCACAUGAGUGUGAAUACUGAGUGUGUUCUGAGCAGUGCUGUGUAAAGUAGGUAGUGUGUAUAGUGUGUGUGUAUGUAUGUGUGUGUGUGUGCGUGUGUGUGUGUGAGUGUGAGAUGUUUGCUUUAUUUAUUGUGGCUGAUGUGAAGCAGAGGAGGAGUUUCCUGCUCAGUUUGUAAAAAGCUUUGACGAUAUUUAGUUUUGAAGUGACUUGAAAAGACAGACGUCCACGUCUGAUGUGGACUGGAUGAACCAGACCCUGAUCCAGGUCUCUACACGGACCCAGACUCUGGACUCAGAUGGUUUCAACCCUGAUCCAGACUCUUGACCCGCCAGCUAGCUGCUAGCUGCCCACAGCGCUAAUGAGGCGUAGCAGAGGAAUCCUCCAGACUGAAGACAGACUGCGUCACGUCCUUCACCAUCCUCCAUCUUUUCUUGUAAAAUGUGGAUUUCAGAGUUUACUGUAGAGAGAGUUCUAUCUAAAUAUCUGCUCUAUAUAUGCUGAAGAGUUUUAUUAGUGAAUCACGGCCGCUCUGUCUGGUUUGAAGCCCUGCCUCUGCCCUUCCUCCUCCUCCUCCUCCUCCUCCUCCUGUCAGUUUCAUUAGUGCCGUCAAAAAGCUUCUAACACCGUUACACACCUGUAAACCUGAGCGUGUCAAAGCUUUUCACAGGUUCUUCCUCUGGA
Messenger RNA from Salarias fasciatus (jewelled blenny), 6114 nucleotides. It is a transcript of the gene wdr7, whose product is annotated as WD repeat domain 7. The coding region runs from base 179 to 4651 and encodes 1490 amino acids. The transcript is spliced from 31 exons. Gene Ontology annotation, cellular component: cytoplasm. NCBI's taxonomy places the organism in Eukaryota, Metazoa, Chordata, Actinopteri, Blenniiformes, Blenniidae. The record is from RefSeq and is a predicted model, not a curated record. Gene Ontology annotation, molecular function: protein binding.